AUGGUGAACCCGACCCGAAAGGAUUGGUCAAGGAAAUUGAAUGAUGCUUUGUGGGCUUACCGCAUGGCUUAUAAGACUCCAAUAGGCAUACCUCCUUAUAAACUUAUUUAUAGGAAGCUUUGCCAUCUUUCGGUUGAGCUAGAACAUAAGGCUCUGUGGGCAAUCAAGAAGCUUAACCUUGACCUUGAUAAGGCUGGUAAAAACCGCUUGCUUCAAUUAAAUGAGUUAGAGGAAUUGAGAAAUGAUGCCUUUGAUAAUGCAAAAAUCUAUAAGGCAAUGACUAAAGCUUUUCAUGAUAAGCGCAUUAUAAAGAAGUCCUUUGAGCCAGGAAAAAAGGCAUAG
This is a messenger RNA of Cornus florida, 342 nucleotides long. RefSeq lists its product as uncharacterized. NCBI's taxonomy places the organism in Eukaryota, Viridiplantae, Streptophyta, Magnoliopsida, Cornales, Cornaceae. The record is from RefSeq and is a predicted model, not a curated record. Gene Ontology annotation, molecular function: nucleic acid binding. Bases 1 to 342 code for a protein of 113 amino acids. The transcript has a single exon.